Capsaspora owczarzaki ATCC 30864 is the source of this 1104-nucleotide messenger RNA. RefSeq lists its product as hypothetical. Gene Ontology annotation, molecular function: hydrolase activity. The record is from RefSeq and is a predicted model, not a curated record. Lineage: Eukaryota; Filasterea; Ministeriida; Capsasporidae. Bases 1 to 1104 code for a protein of 367 amino acids. The transcript has 2 exons.
AUGGCAGACGUGGUUGAAGCGUGGCUGGCCAAGCGCGGAUGGACUGUUCGCAGGCAAUGCGUCGACGCGGUCGAGCAGCGAUUCAACCUGUUUGCCUACUACGAGGACAAGAGUCACCCCGACGGUCAUGCCGGGUCACCGUCAUUGUCAUCGUCGUCUGCAUCUGCUGGGACGGAUGGUGGUACGCAGUCUGCGCGCCGCAGGGUCGGUCCGGUUGGAAAUCCGGCCAUUCUGCUCAACACGCACAUCGACACGGUGCCACCGUACAUCCCGCCAAGCGAGGACGCCGAGUUCCUGUAUGGGCGUGGAGCCUGUGACACCAAGAGUCUUUUGGCUGCCAUGAUGCUGGCUGCACACGAGGCAGUCACCGUGCACGGCGUCGUCGAUGUCGGGCUGCUGCUCGUCGUCGGCGAAGAGACCGAUCACAUUGGCAUGAAGCGCGCCAACGAGCUCAAGUUGACCCCACGGCACUUGGUUGUGGGAGAGCCAACCGAGUCGCGCAUGGCGCGGCGCCAGAAGGGCAUUGUCAAGGCCUCCAUCAGCUGCGAAGGCGUCGCCGCGCAUUCUGGCUACCCAGAAACCGGCGUCAACGCGCUGCUGCCGUUGAUGGAUAUUCUUGGCGACAUUCGAGCGCACGCGUGGCCGAGCGACCCGCUGCUGGGCGAUACGACGGUCAACUUUAUUGUGCGCGAGGGCGGCGUCGCCUGCAACGUUGUGCCUGCGCGAGCUGUCGCCGAGCUGCUUGUGCGCGUCGUCACGACACCCGAGGACAUUCAGGCGCAGCUCUCCAGCAUUGUCGGCACCCGCGGCAAGAUUGAGUUUACCACCUGCAACCCGCCCAUCGACCUGUCUGUCGUCGACGAAUGCCACCGCACGCGCCGCGCGCCCACCGAUCCCGUCAACUGGGUGCUGCCGUCUGCCAUUGUCAACUUUAACACGGACAUUCCGUACUUUGAGUUGGCAGCCCCUGGAAAGGCGUAUCUGUACGGCGCCGGCUCGAUUCUCCACGCGCACACUGCCAACGAGCGCAUGUCCAAGGCGGAUCUUCGCCAGUGCCGUGAUGUCUAUGUGGAUUUGAUCCGGCACUUUGCCACGUCCUUGUAG